AGAAAAGUUUCGCCUCGUCUUUCCGUACGCGUUAAAACUUCCUCCUGACUUUUCCCUUCACACGCUUCUUUCUAUAACUAAUUUACAGGAGAGCAGACGAGAGAAAAUAAAAACAAACUUAAAGUGGAUUGAAUUACGAGAAAAGGGAAAACACGGGAGGAGAGGGAUACGCAGCAAGAGGAAGAAGAAGAAGAACAAGGGAACUUUAUUUGCAGUGUAACUUUUUUGAAAGCGAGGAGAAAAAUUCGUAACUGAGUUCACCUAAAACUAAAAGAGUGAAAGGAAGAGGAAGGACAAAGGAGACUCUUUCUGUAUGUUUGAGGGAGGCGGAGGGAGGAAGAAAGGAGAAAAGUUCAAGGAAAGGGAAAAAUAAGAGUGGGUCUGGUAGGAAUUUAUAUCAGUGUACAGUAGCGGUGAGGACAUGGUGCAGAAAAUGUGAAGUGAGUCUUACGAGUGAGAAAACUAAUACUUGCAAGGAGAACUUUGAAAUAUUGAGGUGAAAGGAAAGGAAGACAGUGAAUUGAUGUAUCUGUAAUAAUAAUAAUAAUAAUAAUAAUAAUAAUAAUAAUAAUAAUAAUAAUAAUAAUAAUAAUAAUAACAAUAGUAAUAGUAAUAAUAAUAAUAAUGAUCAUAACUGCGUAAAGUAAAAAAGAUGAAGAAAGCGAUAAAUAUGAGAAUAAACAAAUAAAUAUUCGAGUCAAGCAAGCGAGAUAAAUAAUAAACAACAAUAAUAACAACAACAACAACAAUACACAGUACAAAUAAAAAAAAGAAAACCGACAAUAACAAAAUAAAUAAAUAAAUAAAUAAAACAAUAAAUAAACCAAAAAUUCUUAAAAUAACACUCGCCAAAGAACGCUGCGAAGAAAAGACACACCAGAACAAAGACAACACUUGGAAGCUUCGAAUGCAAAAAGUUUCGAAACACUGACGAGGAAAAAGAAGAUUCAGAAGGAGAGAUAGACUUCAUUCAUCAUCAAAGUUCCGAAGCAGAUUCUGAACCAUGAUUCGUCUCUCCUGCUUCAGAUGCUCCUCCUCCUGCUCCUCCUCCUCCUCCUCCUCCUCUUUUUCUUUCUCCUCCUCCCUCCUCCUCCUCCCCAUCAUCAUCGUCUUCCUCCUCCACCGACGCCCCGCCCUAGGUGAAAUAGUUCCGGUGACACCACGUGACCCCGAGGCGCCACUCAUUAGGAUGGAACGCCAAGCAGCAGGAGUAGCAGCAGUAGCAGGACGCCCGCCAGUCAGCAGGGAGGCGGGGAAGGAGCAGUGGUGGGAAGGCAGGCCGCGUCCUUACUUCAGUGAUACACCCACCAACCUCACCGUUAUCUCUGGCCAGACCGCCUUCCUCCACUGCCGAGUACACAUGCUUGGCGAGCGAUCGGUGACAUGGAUGAGAGCCCGCGACCUUCACAUCCUGACGGUGGGCUUCAUCACCUACACGGCUGACGACAGGUUCCAGGUGCUGCACAGCCCCCACACUGAUGACUGGACGCUGCAGGUGCGAUCCAGCCAGCCACGGGACGCAGGGACUUACACGUGCCAGGUGAACUCAGACCCCAAGAUUGUAAGGAACGUCUACCUGAGUGUGACAGAUAAGCGUUACCUGGACGGUAGACUAUACAAGAUACCACCAGCCGCCGGAGACCAAGACCCCCAGUACGGGACACACAUCGUCGGGGGCUCCACCAGGGUACUGCAAGCCGGGUCAUCCCUCGUGCUGGAGUGCGUGGUUACCCAUACAGGCGCGCCACCCCCUGCUGUUCCUCUGGCUUCGCAACGCCCUCCCCCUCCACUACGACUCCCCCCCGCGGCGGCGUCUCCAUGCAAGUAGAGAAGUCCCUGGAGCACACCACGUCCCGCCUCUCGCUCUCCGCCGUCAGGGAAGAAGACUCGGCCAACUAUACUUGUGUCCCCGUCAACUCCUCCUCCGCCGUCGCCGCCGCUGCCUCCGUCGCUGUUCACGUAAAUACAGCGGACGAGUUACGGGCGGCCGUGCAUCAGGGGGUCUCAGCAGCGCGCCCCCGCCCCCUAUGGGUUCCCUGCACUGCUCCAUCACCCUCGCCCUGGCCAUGGCGGUGGUGGUGGUGGUGGUAUUAGUGAGUCACACACACGCCCGCCUCUCCUAGCGCUGGUGAGAGAGAGAGAGAGAGAGAGAGAGAGAGAGAGAGAGAGAGAGAGAGAGA
Molecule: messenger RNA, 2180 nt
Organism: Scylla paramamosain (green mud crab)
Lineage: Eukaryota; Metazoa; Arthropoda; Malacostraca; Decapoda; Portunidae
Exons: 9
Coding region: 1004-1828 (274 amino acids)
Biological process (GO): synapse organization
Cellular component (GO): neuron projection membrane
Source: RefSeq, a predicted model, not a curated record